Messenger RNA from Epinephelus fuscoguttatus (brown-marbled grouper), 8554 nucleotides. It is a transcript of the gene pgbd5, whose product is annotated as piggyBac transposable element derived 5. Gene Ontology annotation, cellular component: nucleus. Gene Ontology annotation, molecular function: transposase activity. The coding region runs from base 380 to 1978 and encodes 532 amino acids. NCBI's taxonomy places the organism in Eukaryota, Metazoa, Chordata, Actinopteri, Perciformes, Serranidae. The record is from RefSeq and is a predicted model, not a curated record. The transcript has 7 exons. Gene Ontology annotation, biological process: non-replicative DNA transposition.
UAUUUUCCUCUCUUUGUGGAGAAAUCACUGGUCUCCCAACCCGGAUGCUGUGCCACAACUAUCGAUAAUUUCGCCCAGUGCGCAGCGCUGUAGGCAGAGCAAGGGGGCGGAAAUAUUUCAGUACCCUUGAAGCGGACAGCUCUCCCCGGAUCCACACGCUUCUGACCGCCGGGCUCCACAUCCGAGCCUGCAGGGCGGGCAGGAUCAUAAUCAUACCCAGGAUACAGGAAGGUGCAGCGGCCACAUUAGAGCCAAACACCCCCCUCCUGCUCCUGCAAGAUCGUGACCACUUGCACGCCGCUGGAGCCGUAGUGGAAAGGGUGAGAAGGAGGGAGGAAGGAAGAGACAAGGGGGGAGCAGAGCAUCACUACAGAGAGAGAUGGCGGAGUGCGGGCGGAAGGCGCUGUCUCUCCUGGAAGCGGCCCGCUCCCGGUACGAGAGCCUGCAGAUAUCCGACGACGUGUUCGGCGAGUCCGGGGAUGACAGUAGCGACAAUCCCUUCUACAGCACCUCCGGAGACUCCGACUCCGACAACUACAUAGCCGAGGUAGGCGAGGAGGACCAGCAGCAGCAGCACCACCACCAAAAGAGGGGGGAUAAGGAGAGCCGCGGGGGAGCAGGAGGUGGUGGCAGCGGAGCCGGUCCCCCGGGCUCCCUGUCCCGGAGUCAGGCUGAGGAGGAGGGCUGGACGGAGACUCUGCAGGAUGUCACGGUGCCGCCGUUCAAAGAGACAUAUGGCCCCGCUCAGAAGAUGCCAGCCACUGCCACAGCUCUGGACUUCUUCCAGCUCUUCGUCCCGGACAACUGCAUCCAAAACAUGGUCACCCAGACUAACAUGUACGCCAAGAAGUUCCAGGAGCGCUUUGGCUCAGACGAAGGCUGGCGUCCAGUCACAGCCCAGGAGAUGAAGGCCUUCCUGGGUUUCGUCACCUCCACCAGCGUGCACCGCUGUGAGUCAGUGCUCAGCAUCUGGAGCUCGGGCUUCUUCAGCAACCGGAGCAUCGCCUUGAAGAUGAGCCAGGCGCGCUUUGAGAAGAUCCUCAAGUACUUCCACAUCGUGGCUUUCCGGCCGUCACAGGGAAGCAACCAGGGCCUGUACAAGAUCCAGCCCUUCCUGGACUCGCUGCAGCAGUCGUUCAGCUGCACCUUCAGACCUUCACAGACACAGGUUCUUCAUGAGCCGUUGAUAGACGAGGAUCCGGUGUUCAUUACCACCUGCACGGAAAGAGAGCUGAGGAAGAGGAAGAAGAGGAAGUUCAGCCUCUGGGUUCGACAGUGUACCUCGACUGGAUUCAUCUGUCAGAUCUCAGUCCAUCUGAAGGAGGGCACAGACAGUCUGGCCACCUUGAAGAACAAGCCUCAGCUCCACAGCCUUGUGGCCAAGCAGCUCUGCCAGAACAUCUCGGGCAAAAACACCAUCAUCUUCACCGGACCGUCCAUCACGAGCCUCAGCCUCUUCACCGAAUUCAGCAAACAAGAUAUCUACUGCUGCGGUCUGCUGAGCACCAGAAAGAGUGACUGUACAGGCUUACCACAAAGCAUGCUGGUUUGCGGCUCCACGCCAGCGCAACGUGGCCAGUCCCGAGUUAUGAUGAAAGGCAGCAUGUCCCUGAUCAGCUGGUACAACAAGGGACACUUCAGGUUCCUCACUAACGCUUAUUCCCCAACAAAGCAAGGAAUCAUCAUUAAGAGGAAAAGUGGGGAGAUCCCAUGCCCCUUGGCUGUCGAGGCCUUUGCGGCGCAUCUCAGCUACAUCUGCAAAUACGACGACAAGUACAGCAAGUACUUCAUCUUCCAUAAACCCAACAAGACCUGGCAGCAGGUGUUCUGGUUGAGCAUCAGCAUCGCCAUCAACAACGCGUACAUCCUCUACAAGAUGUCUGACGCCUACACAGUCAAACGCUACAGCCGAGCGCAGUUUGGAGAAAGACUGGUCAGAGAGCUGCUGGAUUUAGACGACUGCUCCCCCACACAGUGAGGAGGAGGAGGAGGAUGAGGACAGCAGGAGCGCACAACAAAAACACACACAAACACAAACACAAGCCCCACACCCACACUUACACUUGAUUACGGUUGUACAGACUCUGCAGUCUGUGUCGAUGUGAUAAUACUGAAGCAGUGCCAAGCCGAUGUCUCUCUUCCUCUAGUUGUUUUCUGUGGUACUGUAAAUAGUUAUUAACACACGACUGCACACUACACAAUAGAGAAUCAUGAGCCAUGGGACAGUUCACAUGCCUCAACUGCAACUUUUAACCAUACAGAUUUACUAAGGAUUUGUCAGCAGGAGCUAUUUCACAAGCAGAGAUGCAGGCGGAAACAAUGAAACCGGGAUGAAUUCACCCUUAAAUGAUGUCAAGUCUUAACUCUUGUCAAAGAGCGAAGUUCUCGAUAUGAGCCUGAAUCUCCCGUGUGAGUGUCCAAACGUGUGCUCGUCAGGCGCAAAAGGCUACAUGUAGCUCGAUAUUUACACUCUGCAAAAACACCUGUGACCCUGUAACAAAAGCUUAGUAAACAGGACAAUGGUGUGUCCACACGCUGCAUGCAUAAAGAAACUGGAUCGUGAUGUUCUCUUGUUCGGUGUGAAAAUGAUUUCUGCUCCAGGUGGGUUUUUGAAACUUUUUUUUUUUGUGAGUGUGUAUGUAUUUAGCAAGUGGAACUGCCAUUUGUGUGUGUGACGCUGAGCCUGAGGUACGUACGGCUAUUGUGACCCAGAUGUGUCGUGUUGCUGCAUACUGUGUACUCGCUAGAGGAAGACUGUCAGGUGAUGUAAAGCCACACACAGCAGUGUGCCAUCAGUUCAAAGCUUCUCACUUCUAAAAGAGCCCAGAAAAUAUUAAAAGGAGACUUGCUUUGGGAUUUUUAUUUUUAUGUUUAUUUAUUUAUUUAUUGUAUUUCUCUUAGGCUUGGGUGUUAUCAAGGUAUUAUGGUAUAUCAUGAUAUUUCAAAAUGCCGAUGGUACGAUACAGACGCUCCUGUUUCUAUUAAACUCAUACAGAGAUGCUGUAUCAAGGUGAUGUAGUGCACAGCACACACCACCAGAGGUCAGUCUCUACUGGUGGAACUGGCAGCUGAGCUGAGAAAGAUGGCGACUGCAAGUGGUGGGGUAACGUUGCAGGACUGUAAUCAUUCAUACCAUUUAUUCAUACCACCAAACACAGGUUGAAUAAAUGUCAGGUUUUUUUCUCUUUAAUCUAAGCCGAAUACAGAACUUUUAGAGCACGUUACACACUUUCCCACACCACAGCGGUCAAGAACCUUUUGCUCUCCGGGGUGAAACACCUGACAGCAACAAUGUUGUUCUUACCUUUAUACCGUAAGACUUGAAAUAUCAAUACAGCGCCACCCAGUGUUUAUCCCGGUAAAUACAAUUCAGGUCUGCUGAGUGAAAAGAUACCGUCCAAGCCUUAUUUCUCUAAAACAUAAAUAUUUAUGGCUAAUAGGGACAUUUUUAGUGAAAGUUUUGGGUGGGGAAAGCAUUGUUAGGUUUUAUUUAUUAAGAAUUUAGCACUUAAAAACUCAGCUGAUUUCCUUCAUCAGGACUGUGUGGGUGAGGUUUGAUCAGAUUUGAUUGACAACAUAAAACAACAACCCCACAGUCUACUUAAUCCUAACUUAAACAAUGCUCAAUCCUGAUUGGUGAGCAGUGAGCAGAGCACAGACAAAGACACAAAUACAUACAUUUCCCAUAAUAAAUAAUCUAAAUGGUUCCAAUUUGGCAGAAAAUGUGCUCAUGCAGGUUUACAUCGCUCAUAAUAAGAGGCGGAUGUAAAAAAUAGAUUUUCAGGGUCUUAAAAAGACAAUAAAUGCCAUCAGAUCUGCAGCCUACGUUCGCACCAACACUUCCAAAGGCGGAUAAACUUAUCUCAUUGGUCCCGACUUAUUACUCAUGUAGUUAACUGUGCUUUGCAGGGCACAACAAGUUCAAAAUCUCCUUGAUUGGAUGUUAAGUAAGCCAGUGUUGCUAAGCAACGAGUACAAUCUUGGCGAGUGGGCAGGGGGCUUGAAUAAUAUUGCUUGGCAAGAUUUAGGAACAGGAACUGAAUUGCUGGUGGCUGAUAAGAUGAGAAGAUGUCCCAGAAAUCCAAAAUGUUGCAACAAAUCUUGAUGUUGAUAAAAUUGGUGCCCAAAUCUCAUCAGGAUCUCCAGAGCUGACAUCACUUAGCGAUGACAUGAUUUGACGAUCUAAAAAACCACAGCUACACUAAAUAUUUAUGAGAACAUUUGCAGCUAAUAGUACCUGUGGGUGUUCUUGCUGUUAUAUAUGUCUUUAAAAAAUCCUCUAAUACCUUCUCUGACAUGGAGGCAUGGAUACAUUUGGUUGUAUUCUUGCAGCGGCACAUUUCUUGCCAAGCAACAGCUUUAGACCUGCCACCUCCUGCCCAGCCAAUGAAAGUGUUUAUCUGAUUAAAAUGCACUUACAGUCUCCACACCAUAUGACUACACACACUGCUGUGUGUAGCUUUAACAAGGACUCUACAGUCCACUUUGCUUUGCUUAACAUGUUAUGCAGUCGACAUGUUAUCGUCACGCUGGAAUCACGUAAUGAAGACUUUAAGUGAAAGGUUUUUAUGUGUGCUUGCUCGAUCAGCAUGGUUCGAUGUGUGAAUACGUAUUGCAGUGAGAUGACGGUGUUUACGCUGGCAGAGCAGAGUUGUGGAGGGAUUUUCGCUGGCAGGGCUCAUGCACUUUGUCCCAUCACGGUCUUUGCACUUUGAGGAGAGUUGUAAAGGUAGCAACAUGUUUACUAGAUAAUCCUUUUAGUUUUGAACCCGAUAAUAGUAUACACUGCUCUCAGAAAAAAUAUGGGAAAUAUGAGUAGAUAAGUUCUGUAAAUAUACGUAGAUUAAUGAAAUGAAUUAUAUGAAAAAAACGCCAAUGAAAAAAAGACAAUUAAUGACAGUAACCAAAACAGAAAAGAUUUCCACUGUAGAUUUAGAGAACAAGGUGAAGUAUGUAUGUGUAUAUUUUGUUUACAAAUUACUGUACUGAGUGUAUGUCCAUAACCACUCUGUCACUAAGACUCAAGAUUGUGAUUGUUUUUUUAACUUUUUCACUAAUCCAAAGCAUCGUUGUUGUCAUCGUGGCUCUUGUUGUGUCUAAUCACUGUUCACCUCGCACUGUUUAUUGGGGCUGCACCAUAUGAGGAAAUCGUUGUUGAAUAUCAUGGUAGCGAUAUUACGUGUGAUAAAUUAACAGAUAUUAAAGUGUACUCAGUUUUCUACUGCUUUCAGUGAACUGUUAAAACACAAAGCACUUACUAGCUCACCUAGUAGAGCAGUUGCCCCGCGUACAAAGGCUUUGUACGUUCAAGUUCAAUUCCAAUCCGCGGUCUUUUGCUGCAUGUCGUCCCCCCUCUGUCUCCCCCUUUCACUCUGGAUCUGUCCUGUCUAAUAAAGGCAAAAUCCUGAAAAAAAUAUCUUAAAAACAAACGAAAUUAAAUUAUUUACAGCAUUCUUUUAUCGAACAAAUUGAACAUUGAACUCAACUCAAAAGAUGCCAGUAAGACACCAAUGAUUACAAGUUACAUUUUAAAGUGCGGUUUCCUUAUGAUAUACUCACUUUCAGCUGACUCAAAAAGAUCCCUUGGUGCAAUACCACAGUCUUUUUGCUAUGUGUCUAUGGAGCAAAAGAAAAUAUAAACAAUAAAACACUAUAUUUUGCAGCCCUACUGUUAGUCAUAGCAGGCACCCCUUGUCAUGUUAUGUAGUUGUCAACUGGUGAUUUUAAUACAAUGUUUGAUAAAUAGCUCACAGGUUUAGUUUGAAAGUGACUGGGUUGUAUUAUGGAAAAGAAGUACAGCUGUAGCCAUUUUAGGAACCCAUCUCACUUGUUUAACUCAGACCGCCAGGAAGUGUGCAGGGCUUUGAGGCCAGUUUUCUUAGUGGCCAAAAAGUGGCAUUGCGACUUCCAGGCUGUCACCAGAUGCCACUUGGUCCCAAAAGACUUUUCCCAUGCACUUACAUUGGAAAAGAGAUGUCUGUAAAUCGGUGGACACGUUUUGAGUGUCACAGCUCCCGCAAAAUGACUAAUUUCACAAAUUUUGGACUUGAGCCCGCUCUGUUGCACCUGUAAACACACCCACCAGUGAUGUCACAGUGCACUGACACACCCCGAAGUGCACUUCUACAUCACUUCAGAGAGGUGAACUGUUCGCCCACUGCAGGUCAGAAAACACAGCAUUUUAAGGUAGUGUCUGAGAGCCUAGCUACUAGCACACCUUCUGCUGUUUCUUGUGUCGUUCCAUGGUUUGCUUUUUCCGCUCCUGUGGAUAGUAACUGCAAAGAACUUACACUGAUAGUCUUAAGUAACGGGACAACUACUGUUAGCUACCCAGGAAAACAAAAGCGCUAACCUCUUCCCGUUUUGAUUGCGCAAUGAUUGACACACUUCCUUUGUGCUGUAUAUCGAGCCCUCAGUUUCUCGGGAGAUUGUACCAAGUGGCAGACAGACUUGCAUAGUGAAAGUGAGGCUUAUAGGCAAAAAAUCUAAAUGCUGAUACAACAGUUAGUAUGAUAUCUUACAAAUUAGCACCCCUACAAGUUAUGUUAGGUUUAGGAAGAGAAUCGUGGAUGGGUAUCACGUGAUAAUGUGACAUCAUGUACGUAUGUAACUUAAAAAACGUUGACUUUUGGUUUACACGGGACACAACCGGUAGUCUCUUGAGUCAAAGUCCUGUGUUUAUUUGACCCAUCCUUCCACCCCUACCUCCUUGCUAUGUGGAGUUAAACUCUCUUUACACUACGUUACCUGACUUCUUCCUUUGCUUCCACCAAGUGAGGGAUGAUAGCCUGCAGUGUAGAGGUCACAUGAUCACAGCCUCCUGGAUCAUGAUUACAUAGAUUAUAUACGAAUUAUAGUGCAUCACUUUUUGUAGGUAUAAGUAAGAGCAGUGAAUGAGAAGAGCCUGCAUUAUUCUACAGCCAUUACACUGUGCAAUUAGCACUUACUUUGUAAUGAUAAUAGCAAAAAACUUAUUUCCACUUUAAUAAUGGACUAAACAUGAUGUUGCAUCAACAUAUUUCCAGUGCAGUGAUAUUUGCUGCAUUUUAGGUUCCUAUAAUAAUAAUCAUAAUUUUGGGGGGGGGGGGGAGUGUUUGCAACAGUCCGUGAACUGAAAAAAAACCCCAUCCAUUUCAUUCCAUCAAUUUACAACAUUUUGCUCUCAUACGGGGAGAAAUUUCCAUCAUAUAAAGGGCAGAAGGGCCAAUUUCUCCACUGAGACUAACCUCAGAAGUCCUUGAUGCAUGCAUGUCUACCUGCAGGGCAUGUUGUGGUCUGAGUAAGGGGCAGGGAUGCAGUCAUCACUAACAGAAGCAGAAAUAGAUAAGGCACCUUGAGAAUAGCAAAAUUACACCUCGACUGUGUCACACAAUGGUGAAUGGUGAAAAAUUGUGGUCACACGUUUAUCAAACUGAGCUGCAUCUGUAAAUUACCACUCAAUCUGCAGCUGAUGGUGGACUGAUGCAGAUCGCCAGGGAUGUGUGUGACAUCUGCAGAGGUUGUCUGUAGUGCUUCUAUUGCUUGGCUCAGACCACAAACAAAAAGAAAUUACACACCAGGGACUCUGCAAGACCACGGUUAGCUGGCGACAAAUUAUACAUCAGUGUUAGAGGGAGAAAAAAGUGGUAGUAUUUGAAGUUUUUCUGCCCAUGCAGUAAUACUGUUAUCACCCCAGCUGCAGACGGAGAGCUGAGCGGCUUCACAUCGUCUCCCUUUUUAUCAUCUAUCAGACGAAUGGGGCCGAGGAUCCUCCCCUGUGAUGCUUUUGUUCAUUGAGUUCAGCUCGUUUUACCCCACAGAGAUCAAAACCACGGCUUCAUUUUAAAUUCUCAGGUUGAUCUCUGACGUGAUUAUUCUGUCCAGCUGGCUCUAUUGAUCCGCCAUGAAUCAGAUAUUUCUAUAGUGCCUUUUCCACUCAUUUUUCCCCUCUCACUACAGUGGUUUGGUGUUGUUGAUGUCCUGGGAUGGAGUUGCUGUAGAAGAUUAGAACAGAUUAGAUUUUAAAGAUGAAAAUCCUGUCCUGCAUGCUGUGAAUAAUAGAAAGUGGAGAAAUAAAUCUAUCACCUCCACAGCAGAGUUAUAGUAGCUGGAAGUGUUUUAUGCAGCCCUGUGCCCUUGUCCCAUUGCUGUAAUAGUUCAAGUAAUAUUUCAUUUCAUUUUAACACAAAUGGAGUCAACACUGCAUCCUUUAUUAGGGGUUUAAACAAACCUGGUCCAAAUAAAACUGCUUUGUAUGUUGGGUAAUUUUACCUGUAGAAAAAAACAUGAUAGUAGAAAGAAUGACAGCAGAUCCAAGUGAUGGAUGUGUUUGUUUACAUGGGUAAACUACUAUGUAGGAACCUAGUUUGCAUCUUAGAGGAAGAUGGGUGAGCCCCACUAAAGUCAGAACAUCCCGUCACCAAAUUAAAGCCUUAAAACAAAUUAUAACCAAUAUGAAAAGCAGAAGAGAGAUGUCACUGCGUCUUACUACAGUUUCCCUCUCCUCUCCUCUCCUCUCCUCUCCUCUUACAAGUAGCAGAGACGUCUGAUAUCUUUCAUUUAUGCUCAUUUGUUU